UUAAAUUAUUUAUUGGUCAAUUAUAUUGGCUUAUUCGAAGAGGUCAAUAAAUUGACACUUCAAUUCAUCACUAAUCACCACUCUCUCUCUUUGAAGUUACUCGUAAUAUUAGUAAAAAGCAAAAAAGAUGGCUCAAAAGGUGGAAGCACAAGGAGGGAAAGGAGGCAACCAAUGGGACGAUGGAUCGGGACAUGAUGCCGUAACCAAGAUUCAGGUCGGAGCAGGUGCACUCGGCAUUCAAUACGUUCAGUUCAACUAUGUCAAGAACGGAAAAACUGAAGAAGCUCCUCUUCGCGGUAUCAAAGGCCGUGUUAUCCCAGCUGAUCCGUUUGUGAUCAACCAUCCAGAGGAGUACUUGGUUUCUGUAGAAGGUUGGUCUAACCCUGAAGGUCUUAUUCAAGGGCUUAAGUUCAAAUCCAACAAGAAAACUUCUGAUGUCAUUGGAUACGAUGAUGGUACUCAAUUCACUCUCCAAGUUAAAGACAAGAAGAUCAUUGGCUUUCAUGGGUUUGCCGGAGAGAAUCUUCAUUCUCUUGGGGCUUAUUUUUCCCCGUUGACUACUUCAACCUCACUGACUUCUGCUAAGAAGCUCCCUGCACUUGGUAGUGAUGAAGGAACUGCAUGGGACGAUGGUGCUUACCAUGGUGUUAAGAAGGUGUAUAUAGGUCAAGGCCAAGAUGGUGUGUCAGCCGUUAAGUUUGAGUAUGCCAAUGGUUCUGAAGUGGUUGUUGGAGCUGAACGUGGAAAGGUGACUCUACUCGGAUUCGAAGAGUUUGAUAUUGAUCAUCCGAGUGAAUACAUCACGGCGGUGGAGGGCACCUGUGAUAAAAUCUUUGGGAGUACCUCUGCGGUUAUUACCAUGCUUAGGUUCAAGACUAACAAGCGAACAUCUAAUCCCUUUGGGCUUGAUGCUGGCGUACCAUUCGUACUCAAAGAGGAAGGCCACAAGUUUGUUGGGUUCCAUGGAAAAGCCACUGAGGUGCUUCAUCAAUUUGGAGGCCAUGUCGUCCCCAUCACCAACUGAUCAUGACAUCUUUCUUUUGAUUUCCAUCUAAUAAAAUAUCAGAUCUCUUAAUUCUGUCUUCUAAACAUGUCAUUUGGAGUCUCUUAAUGUCUCGGCGGUGACCUUUGAAUAAGCUGUUCUACCUAUGAUAUUUCUGUUUGAAUUUGGGCAAGUGAUGUGAAUGUUAUGUUGUUUUGUUUUCG
Molecule: messenger RNA, 1206 nt
Organism: Camelina sativa (false flax)
Lineage: Eukaryota; Viridiplantae; Streptophyta; Magnoliopsida; Brassicales; Brassicaceae
Product: PYK10-binding protein 1
Molecular function (GO): carbohydrate binding
Source: RefSeq, a predicted model, not a curated record